AUGAUAGGUGUAGACAUUUGUGAGUUUAAAGGAAACCAGUACCUUAUCACUGUUGACUACUACUCGCGAUACAUCGAUAUUGCGUUUCUCUCUCAAAUUACAUCAUUUGCGGUGAUCUGCAAGAUGAAAAAUGUUUUUGCUCAUCACGGAAUCCCAGAAAUUGUAGUUUUAGACAAUGGCAGACAAUUUGUGAGUGCAGAAUUCAGGAAAUUUGCAAUAGAUUGGAAUUUCAAACACGUCACAACUAGUCCGUACUACCCACAAGCAAACGGGGAAGCGGAGAGAGCCGUACGAACUGCCAAAGAGAUUCUUAAACAGGAAGACAUGAUCCUCGCUUUGUUAAUCUACCGCGCAACACCCAUCUCAGCACUAGGAAUGAGCCCAGCAGAGCUUGUUUAUGGUCGGCGACUCCGAAUAACCCUGCCGUCCAUGCCUUCAACCCUUGUUCCACGCACUAUUGAUUAUAGCAUUGUGCGUGGGCGUGACAGUAUAUCCAAGAUACGUCAGAAAAAGUACUUCAAUCGCUGA
This is a messenger RNA of Gigantopelta aegis, 528 nucleotides long. RefSeq lists its product as uncharacterized. Gene Ontology annotation, molecular function: nucleic acid binding. Lineage: Eukaryota; Metazoa; Mollusca; Gastropoda; Neomphalida; Peltospiridae. The coding region runs from base 1 to 528 and encodes 175 amino acids. The record is from RefSeq and is a predicted model, not a curated record. The transcript has a single exon. Gene Ontology annotation, biological process: DNA integration.